CCCGCCCAUCAGACUCCGCUGUGUUGACUCAGCCCACGUUAGUAAACAAUUUCACGCGCUCACACCCAUAACAGGCACACUGUGUGUGUUUUUUUAUUUUUGAGCUUUAAGUUUGAUGAAAUGCGAAAUGAAGCCGAAGAAGCGACACGUCCUGCUGCUCUGGAUGCUCGUCUGCUCCGGCAUGACGGAGGCGAUCGAGCCCAUCAGCACCAGCAUAGCGGUCGGCAUGGCUGCGGCUCUGACCGGGUUUCUAGCUAGCUACCAGAACAUACUCUACUAUUUCCACGAGUGCUGUCGACCCGAGUGGAUUUCUUUCAACAGGACAGGUCUCCAGGCUGACCUGGAAAGGAAACUGUUCGGACAGCACAUUGCGUCACGCAUCAUCCUGAAAGCUGUGAGUGGAUUCAUGAGCAACGACAACCCGAAGAAGCCCCUGGUGCUCUCUCUGCACGGAUGGACCGGCACAGGGAAGAACUUUGUUAGUAACCUGAUUGCUGAAAACAUUUACAAGGAGGGAAUGGACAGCAGCUUUGUUCAUGUUUUCACAGCGGAGCUUCACUUCCCACAUGUGGGUCAAUUGGAUACGUACAAGUCUCAGUUACAACAGUGGAUCAAAGGCAAUGUCACCAACUGUGAACGCUCCAUGUUCAUCUUUGAUGAGAUGGACAAGAUGCAUCCUGGAUUGAUUGACAGCAUAAAGCCGUACCUGGACUACUAUGAAAAGCUGGAUGGAGUUUCAUAUCGGAAAUCCAUCUUCAUCUUUCUCAGCAAUGCUGGAGGUGAGAACAUUGUACAGACGGCGUUAGAUUUCUGGAAAGCAGGACAAAUUCGAGAAGAAAUAGAGCUAAAAGACCUGGAAACGGUGCUCUCUGUAUCGGUGUUCAACAGCAAGAACAGUGGCUUGCGGCAUGCAAGUCUGAUUGACAAGAACCUGGUGGACUUCUUCGUCCCUUUUCUGCCUCUAGAGUACCGGCACGUCGUCCAGUGCGCCUUGGCUGAGAUGAAAGCCAGAGGGCUUCGGCCAAACCAGGAAGUGGCCGACCUGGUGGCCAGAGACUUAGUCUAUUUCCCCAAAUCUGAGAGAGUUUUCUCUGUCAAAGGCUGCAAGACGAUACAGAGCAAACUGGACUACUACACAUAAUGUCAACAUCUGAUGGACACAACGUUCAAUCACUGUGUGCACUUUUUAAAGGAAAAUGCUCUCGGCCAAAUGACUGAGAGGAAGCCAAGCUGAUAGAACUCUGAAGAGGUCUCUGCGGAGGUUUCUGUGUCUGAGCCCUUGGCCACAUGAACGAUUUCAGCAGGCUUUCUCUAAUGUCGCAUCUCGCUUACACCAACUGAAGAGGCUGAUGAAAGAGCACAGUGCCAGUUGAAUGAAAAAAUAAUAAGAUGGAAAUGCUAUCCUUUGUAACUGAUUAAGUUAAGGGUUUGAUCUCUGCCUUCUUGUCACACCACAAUGAGUCUCAAGGACGGUUUUGUUCUUUUUGAUGACCAACAGGGCGUCUGUCAGUGAAACUAUGGCAUGUCACUAUUGUGCACUUCUUUUUUUUUUUAUGUGUACUCCAUAUACAUAUAUAUAAUUUGUACGCUUGUGUCCAUAUCCACCAUAUCAGUUUAUACUCUAAAGUUGGCCAUGGUGGGCAGGGCAGGGUCGUCUGCAGGGCUCACUAUUCAAAUACGUAAUGCAGAAAAUUCUGUUUAUAUGUAUCAUAUCAUAAUCAACAUUAGAAAGCUGUUUUUAUACAGUGCAGCCACACAGUUUUAAUAUCUCAUUUGGUUAAUAUGGUCAUUACAAACAGAUUUUGUUUAAUGUAAUAUACACUGUAACUGAUAUGGAUGUGUCCAUAGUGAAACAUUUCCAGAUGUUAUUUUGCCUUAAGAGUUUUUGAACAGCUACAUUUGGACACUUGUGUAUGAACUUGCAACACACAUUUCUUUUUUAAUUCUUAAAAUGCAGACAGUUCGGAAUACUAAAUGUUGAUUAUCCAAUUAGUUUGAUUUAAAAUGUAGCAAAAAAAUCUUUUUUUCAAAACACAAUACUCUGUAACUUUGUUUUUAAAGAGGAGGAAGUGUUAAGUCUGUCCUUUUCAUAUUGUGGAAGGAAAUGUUCCCUUAGGUUCUCAAAAUCCGACACGUUUGUCGUCAGGUUUUGAAACCACAAAAAAAAGAGAGAAAAAAAGUCACAAAUUUUUCUUUACAAUUGCUCAGUUACCUGUAGGUGAAGGGGCUUUUAGUGGACUGUGAAAGAACAUUGUUGGUGUGAAAGGAGAGCAAACACUGGCGAGCUUCUCUACUGUAAACACACCAGACAAACAAAUCACAAAUAAAAUGAGAUUUUCUUAGUG
This is a messenger RNA of Micropterus salmoides (largemouth bass), 2345 nucleotides long. It is a transcript of the gene tor1, whose product is annotated as torsin family 1. Gene Ontology annotation, biological process: nuclear membrane organization; protein localization to nucleus. NCBI's taxonomy places the organism in Eukaryota, Metazoa, Chordata, Actinopteri, Centrarchiformes, Centrarchidae. Gene Ontology annotation, molecular function: kinesin binding; ATP hydrolysis activity; ATP binding. Gene Ontology annotation, cellular component: endoplasmic reticulum; nuclear envelope; endoplasmic reticulum lumen. The record is from RefSeq and is a predicted model, not a curated record. Bases 116 to 1141 code for a protein of 341 amino acids. The transcript has 5 exons.